Molecule: messenger RNA, 2651 nt
Organism: Pseudoliparis swirei
Lineage: Eukaryota; Metazoa; Chordata; Actinopteri; Perciformes; Liparidae
Product: sterile alpha motif domain-containing protein 9-like
Exons: 4
Coding region: 1388-2533 (381 amino acids)
Cellular component (GO): cytoplasm
Source: RefSeq, a predicted model, not a curated record
UCUGUGAUGUCAUUGAUGAUGUCACUGAUUGAUUUUACAGUUAGUCGACUCACUGUAAAAUCAUCAGUGACAUCAUCAGUUAGUCGACUAACUGUAAAAUCAUCAGUCACAUCAUCAACAACAUCACCCUGACCGCCGCUAACUCUGACCGCCGCUAACCCUGACCGCCGCUAAACCUGACCGCCGCUAACCCUGACCGCCUUUCCGGAAUGUCAAAGUUCCGUUACGGAAUGUAAAAGUUCCCGAACGGAAUGUCAAAGUUCUGUUUCAGAAUUCCUGCUUCAGACGGCCAUAAGUUCCGACGGAGGAUAUAGAGACUUUGUGCUGUCCGGAUGUCAGUGAGGAGCUCGGUCCACCACUGAGGAGCCGGAACAGCAACCGGUCUUGAUUUUGUCGAGUGAGUAAUUUUGACAACACGAUAAUUAAUAAAUAUGGCAGUCAUUAAGUGUCAAGCAGAGAUUAGGUUGGGGGUAACACCCCCUGUUCCAGGGACUGGUAGAGAGAGAGAAAGAUAGCAGUACACUGAAAGCAAAGCUAGCCAAAAUCUGCAGGGAGACUUGAAUGGACUGGCCGACGGCUCUGCCGUUGACACUAAUGAGCAUGAGAAUACAAACUAACUGUAGUACACAUUUAACUCAUGUAGCAGGACCGACGCCGCUACCCGUGGGUUUCCCCCACCAGCACCUAGGACCAGCCAGGCACAGAGAGGUUUCGUUGGGGAACAUAUUUAUUUCGGCAACCAACGCACACCAAGCAGACCGCAAGACUGCGCCUCUGCUCACUUCCCCUCCUCCACUCUCCACUGAGAGCUUUUAUGAGCGCGGCCUCGGCUGCUGACUGAUUGCAAAUCACCAGCAGCCGAGGCCAAAUUAGAGACAGCUGCCACAACUCCCAAUGAGAGGCUGACGGGACGGCCUAGGCCCGUACCGUAUCAGGGGGGCCUCACAAAGGUCCCCCAUGGGAUCUGUUAGCCAAAGAAAUACGAAGAUAUGUCCAGGGAUCGGCAGGUAUGCAGGAAGCACUGUUUCAACAGGUGGAAGGAGCCACGGAGGAGAGCCACGUGGGACCAGACCCACAAAAGGUGGAGGUCCAUCCAAGGAAGGAGGACGAGCCACGGCAGACAGGACCCUACCUGGUGUUACUAGCCACGCCCACCGCAGUGAAGAGAAACCACACUGGUACCACAUCACACACUGCACCAAGGCAGAAGCACCUGAAGGAAGGCCACAGAGCGGGAGAUAAGAGGAGACCAUCACGGCAAAGCCCUGCCGGCCACAGAGGCGAAUAGAAGCAAGAUGUGGUCAAUCCACACCAGGACACCAGCAGACGGCUGAGGGAGCUGGAGGAGGGGAGUGCCCUUCACACUCACAGAAAGGGGAAAAACAAUAUGGAGAGCCCAGCUGAAAGAACAAUGCCCGUCUCAUGGAACCCCCAAGAAGAAGACGUGGUCCCUAGCAAUAGGAGCAAGAUUCCAUCAAAGCGAGCCAGCUAUCUUGGGUCAUCAGAAGAAAUAAAGUGUCAGGAGGAUGUGCCAGGAGGAGCAUGCAAGCCCUAUCCAUUCGAUAGAUAUGAUGCUACAUACAGAUACAUAGAAGGUGACAUUCUUGAUGUUACAGAAUCAGGCGCCUCAGACUUAAUUGAACCCUGCCAUGAAUAUAAAGCCUUUAACAAUACAUUAGAUGGCCCUACAAUGACCAGGUCAGGUGAAGAGGUUAUCCGCUUUGCAGCUGCCUGCAUGAACAGCUGCACCAAUGGCACGAUUCAUUUUGGAAUAGGAGACGAGCUAAACUUCAAACACGGUCAAGUGUUAGGAGUGGUUGUUCAGGACAGAGAGGCUUAUGCAAAGAAAAUACACUCUGCUCUUGAUCAUUUUGAGCAGAAACACAGAACGAUUGCUCGUCAUUGCAUCAGACCUCCUAGAUUUGUUGGGGUUCUCAAUAGGAAUGAUACAUUAUCUGAAAGAUAUGUAAUAGAAGUGGACAUAGUACCUGACUCUACGAUGUGUGGAGACAACAUCUUCCACACCUUCAACUUGAAAAAAGGCAAGAAAAAAGGUGAAAAAAAAAUAUUUUUCCGAGACGGUGGUAGCAGCAGGGAUCUGCUCGCACCAACCACAUCUGCCAAACCGAUGGUAGAGUACAACCAGUUUGUUGCCGAUAAGCCACAGCUAGUACAACUCCGAAAACAAGCUGAAGAGAAGCACAAUGUGAUGACCACAGAAGGUCGACUCGCAAGUGAAACCCCAAGACUGGAAGAGAUUACUAGCCAGGUACAUAAAAAAAGAAGCAGAAGUUUAGUCAUUGAGAGCAAAGGAAUCUCAUAUUUCGCCGACACCUCAGAACAAAAUCUCAAGCAUGAGUUCAAGAAUGCCAUUGCGAACUACAAGGAAGAACCUGUAAGUCCUGAACGAUUGGAAACGUUUCUUAAAAUGGCUCGGUCACCCUUUCAGGAAACACAGAGCCUCGCAAAGAAGGAGUCAAGUCAGCGAGUAUGGCCCUUUAAAAUCCUCAAACAGUUUAAGGAAGUACUCUGAAACUUCAGAUUCAUGAAUCAUAAACUGAUGAUUGAACUACAAUAGUUGAUGACCUUUGUCAUUAUCUGUUAUGAUGUGAUCAUUGUGUUUUUGCAUUACCUUUUUAAUAAACAUGAAC